AGUCUCGCGCGCUUCCCGACGAGUGCAGCCGGUCUCCAGAAAACAAUAAAUAAAUAAAUAAAUAAGUAAAGGAAAGCGCGUGACGGCUCCGCGGGGUCCGCACAUGAACAGUGACAUGAUGAGCAGUGUAUAUGGCGUGACAAUGCAGUGGGCCUCUGAGCAGCCACAGUGGGCGGAGCAGCACUAUGACAUCACAUCCACCACAUGCUCACCAGCACGCAAGUUUGAACCUUUCCGCAGUCAGAGGUUAACCAGUUCAUCUUCAGGUGGAGCGUACCAUCAUUCCUGGGCUAACGAUGACAUCUCAGCGCUGACCGCCUCCAACCUGCUAAAAAGAUAUGCAGAACGUUACUCCACCAUUUUGGACCUCCCCUGUGAUAACGGGCUCAUCGGAUACCCAGAUCCUACCAUUUCCGCCAGUGUAAAUGGACCUAGCAUUGUUAAUAGAGCUCCACCCUUGCUUACCGGGCGAAAACUGGAGGCAGAGCCUUGGCUUGAGAGCAUAUACCCUCCACUGGGCUGCGUCCCAGAACUGAUUCCCAAAGCACCGUUGAGUGUAUCGGACAUGCCUGCGAGUGUUGGUAGCUCCCCUGGUGUUGGUGCUGGUAGCUUACCAGAGCCCAGUUUCUCCAGCAGUAACUGUGGUAGCCAAACGAGUGCCCAGGAGUACAGCAGCACCCUAUAUAGUGCCCCUUACUUGCACUCUGUGGGUUCCUAUAAUGGACCACUUCUCCAUCCAGUUGCCUCCCAUCCCAACUUGGUGCCAACAUAUGGUGCUAAUGCCUCACCCAGCCUUCCCACCUAUGGUUACCCAAGCACUGGAUACCCCUAUAGUCCUCCGUCCCCUUCUGCCGCCUGCCUUUCUACCAGCAUUGCACCAGCUACACCUCUACCAGCAUCUAGCAUGAGUGGCUACUCUUACCCAACUCCCACUCUGGCACCAUUGCCUGCUAGUGUUGCAGAUAAUGGUUCCACAAGUUCGGACAGCCUUGGCAAGCCCUACUAUCCAGCUGGACCAGGUGACAUAAGGGCAUUCGAGGAGUUUGGUUUCGGCGGUACUUCUAAUUCAGAUAGUCAGUCAGCAAGCAGUCCUCUCUACAGGCCGCCAGGGGGAAACGAGGGGCAUAAGGGAAACGGAUACGAGCAGUCAAGCAAUACCACGUCGCUGCUCUUUAAACCUACCAAUCCCAGUGACUCUCUGCGUAGCCUCGAGUCUCUCGCUCAAGGCAGUGCCGCAUCCGGACAGUGCUUCGCAGCAACUUCCUGCGCAGCCACCUCGUCAAAUCUGUACUCGUCUGCCUCGUCGCACACACACCUCUGCCUCGACACACACACACCUUGCUGAAUCUUCACCUUUUGAAGGAGCAAAGGAUUUUGUAUUAGUGUUUUGGCUCUGAGGAUGUGCA
Molecule: messenger RNA, 1406 nt
Organism: Neoarius graeffei (lesser salmon catfish)
Lineage: Eukaryota; Metazoa; Chordata; Actinopteri; Siluriformes; Ariidae
Product: fidgetin
Exons: 3
Coding region: 104-1345 (413 amino acids)
Source: RefSeq, a predicted model, not a curated record